Molecule: messenger RNA, 315 nt
Organism: Aspergillus thermomutatus
Lineage: Eukaryota; Fungi; Ascomycota; Eurotiomycetes; Eurotiales; Aspergillaceae
Exons: 3
Coding region: 1-315 (104 amino acids)
Source: RefSeq, a predicted model, not a curated record
AUGAAGGCCUCUAUCUCGCUCGUUGUUGCUAGUCUGGCCGCUAGUGUUUUUGCGGACCUACACUACACUGGGAUCUGUGUUGACAAUCCUGCCAGGGAUGUGACCGUAUACAACAAGCAAGCGACUGAAAAGGCAUGCGCGGCAUAUAAAAGACGCAACACGGGAAAUGAACAAUGGGAUCAAUGCCCGGACUGUACACUGAAGAGUGACCAGGACAUUCUCUUUUAUUGCCAGUCGGCGGCGCAGCACAUCGGGGGAGACGAGUUGGAAUAUUACUGCAAGCAGAAUGGGGCGAGCAGCAGUGUGGCUUGGUGA